AUGGAAACUCUCCCUAUGGACGUCGCUAUAGCGUGUAGCCCAGAAGAUAUCCAUUCCGUGACAGACAGAGACGAGUUGGAAGACAUUGCUACAGUUGGAGCAGAGCAGAACGUGCGAUGGUCGUACUGGGACGUAUCCAUCGCCGAGCGGACGGUUAGCUAA
Messenger RNA from Fibroporia radiculosa, 162 nucleotides. RefSeq lists its product as uncharacterized. The coding region runs from base 1 to 162 and encodes 53 amino acids. The transcript is spliced from 2 exons. The record is from RefSeq and is a predicted model, not a curated record. Lineage: Eukaryota; Fungi; Basidiomycota; Agaricomycetes; Polyporales; Fibroporiaceae.